Molecule: messenger RNA, 1926 nt
Organism: Orbilia oligospora ATCC 24927
Lineage: Eukaryota; Fungi; Ascomycota; Orbiliomycetes; Orbiliales; Orbiliaceae
Exons: 10
Coding region: 1-1926 (641 amino acids)
Cellular component (GO): cytosol; nucleus; mitochondrial outer membrane
Molecular function (GO): protein binding
Source: RefSeq, a predicted model, not a curated record
AUGUUUAAAGGCGGUUGGUUCUCUAGUAGUAGGGCUGCAUCGCCUGCUCCCGCGCCUGCAUUGGCGAGGGACACUGGAUCUUCGAUAUCACUAAAUGGGUUGGAUGAGCAAGCAGAAAUCAUUCUGGUGAUGAGAGGUAUUUACAUUACAGAAAGCCCCGGAUUUAAUGCAAUGGAUCUUGUCAUGAAUGAUAAUCUGGAGGCUGCGGAAGCAGAACUGGAGACUGGCGGGUCAGUUUGGCAUAAGCUGGGCCAAGGUGCUAUAGGUUUCAUAAGAUCAGCCGCAGGCUUCGAACAAGCAGUUAUGAAAGAAGCAUCCGAUAACCUCGCCGCCGCCGAAACAGCUGCCUAUGCUGCCCAACGUCACGCAACCCGCUCCACACGGAGCACAUCAUCCUACCCACCCGGCAUCGAAUUCGCACUCGCCGCCGCAGAAUCCCAAUUAAUGUCUGCCUUAAUCGGUGUACUAUCAGAAUCGAUCAUGGAAGCUAUGAAAUCCUUUUACAAGAUGAGAAAUGCGUUUAAGGCGCUUGAAGGGGUUCAUAAGAGUAUUCAAGAGAUUAAAGCUAAAAGGCUUCUUGCUGCUUCUACUGCGGGUAGUUCUGUCACUGUUGAGACUACCGGAACUGCUACUGGUAGCUUGGGGAGUGAGGAGAGGGGACUUUUGGCGAUUCCCGAUGCUCAUGGUGGUAGCAGUAGUACUGCUGAAGGAAAGGCUGAGCCAGAGUUUAAGAAUGCGGUGGAUGAGUAUAUCGAAAGCGGUGGGAAUCUAUGUUAUGGAACACUAUUGCUGUUUAUCGGAAUGAUCCCGCCGGCAAUGUCGAGGUUGUUGUCGAUAUUGGGAUUUCACGGGGACCGAAAAAAGGGCCUCGAAUGCCUCUGGGAGUCUGCGAACAUGAUGAACUCACAGGGUGCCCUCGCCGCGUUAAUCAUAUUGGUAUACUACCAAAUGCUUCAAUUUUGCGAUAUCGUAGAAACGGAUCCAGAAAAAAAUGGUAUGCCACGGGAAAAGUGUGAGAAGUUGCUGUUCGCAUAUCGAGAUCGAUAUCCGAAUAGUCCGUUGUGGGUACUAGAGCAGGCGAGACUGUGCACACAAAUGAAGGAAGUUGAGAAGGCGAUUGAAUUGUUGGAGUUCCGGAGGAAGCCACAGAUGAAGCAAAUUGAGGCGAUAUGUGUGUUCGAGAAGGCAUUAAAUUUCAUGUGUAUCCACCACUACGAGAAGGCCGCCCAGACGUUCCUUCAACUUAUAGACUUGAACAGUUGGUCAGAUGCCAUGUACUACUACAUAGCAGCUAGUUGUUACGUUGAGCUCUACCGCUCGGCAGUCACCGAGGGAAACACCAAAAAAUCCGAAGAAUGGGGAAAGAAAGCCGAAGAGUUGUUCUUAAAGGUUGCCACCCAUAUUGGUAAGAAGAAAUUUAUGGCGAGAACACUCCCGUUGGAGACGUUUACGGAUCGAAAGGUCAAGAAGUGGCAAAGAUUUGCGAAGGAGAGGAAGUGUACUUUGGUAGAGGCUGUGGGGGUUAGUCCUUUAGAAGAGAUGAUCUAUAUGUGGAAUGGGUUUACUCGCAUGAACGAUGACGCGAUUGCGCAGUCUCUCAGGAAUUUAGAAUGGCAGGCGCCAACGGAGGAAGGGGGGACGCCAAAGUCAUGCAUUACAGAGUUUGAUGAACAGGUGAUACAAUCGUUCUUGAAAGGAGUUGUAGCACGGCACCAGGGCGAAUACGCCAAAUCUAGAGAGAUAUUUGACGGUAUAGCAGCCGUUGAUAAGCUGAAGUUGAAGGAGGAGAACUGGGUCCUCCCCUCGACGCAAUACGAAAUAGCGGUCGUUAUUUGGAACGAAUCCGGUAUGAAAGAAUCAAAGGUAAUACACGAAUACCUGACAAAAUGUGCUUCAUGGGAAACAUACGAGCUAGAUAACCGGUAA